AUCGCCACUACACGGCCAAUUGGAGAAUUAUGGGAGGUCUGAAAGACAUCGUGUCGUGGCCAUGAAGGUUACACAAUCGCACAAAGGGUCUACAGCAGACCUAUUUAGGCCCCAGCAGGCCUCGAAACUCGAGCAUAAAGCAACACCAGACAGCUGAGAUUCACUGCAUUCAUCAUGGUCCAAUACUCCAAACCCGCCGAGCCAAUUCCUGAAACCCAGACCGUGGCUUUGGUCAACGAGCUGGGUGGUGACAUCGAGUUCCGCGAGGACUACCCCGUUCCCCUUCCCGGACAGAACGAGGUGCUCGCAAAAGUUCUCUACACGGGGGUCUGUCAUAGUGACCUCCAUACGAAGAGUGGCACCGCCGCAACCGCAGAUGACAAGCCGAGAAAACACAAACUCCCGCACGUCGGAGGCCAUGAGGGCGUCGGCCGGAUCGUUGCGCUCGGUCCUGGAUGCGGGUCCGACUUGCAGGUCGGGACCUUGGUCGGAAUUCGCUUCUCCAGUCGUAUCUGCAGGAGAUGUGAUUUCUGCUUAGCCGGGAUGGAGCAACAUUGUGUCAAGGGCACUAAUCAUCUGACUCACGAGGACGGUAGUUUCCAAGAGUACAUCGCGCUUGAUGCGGACUACCUGACAAUUCUGCCCGACGAUAUUGAUCCCAAGGUCAUGGGGCCGGUCCUUUGUGCCGGCGUGACCGCAUAUAAGGCCGUUUUGAAUGCCAACAUACGGGCAGGUAACUGGCUGGUGGUGGUAGGCGCUGGAGGCGGCCUCGGCCAUCUAGCAGUCCAAUAUGCAAAAGCACAGGGAGCUUUAGUCAUUGGAGUCGACGCCGGCGACAAAAGAGAAUUCGUGCUAUUUCUUGGGGCCAAUGAAUUCAUCGACUUCACCUCCACGGAUCCCACCCAACGAGUCCACGAGAUCACCGGCCUCGGCGCACACGCAGUGGUGGUGACGGCUGGCAGUGCAAAAGCCUUUGCGCAUGCAUGCGAGAUGCUGCGCGUUGGAGGUACGCUGAGCUGUGUCGGUAUACCACCUGGACGACCAGCCCUGGAAACCCCCAUCGCCACCAUUGUCAUCAAAGGUCUGAAGAUCACGGGCAGCUUGGUGGGUUCGCUUAAGGAAUGUAUGGAAGCAGUGGAUCUGGUUCGCCAUGGACUAGUCAACCCAGUCAUUAAAGUCCGUCCCUUUAGGGACCUGCCUCAGGUGUAUGAAGAGAUGGAAAGGGGCGAUAUUGCGGGAAGAAUUGUGCUUCAGGUUUCGGAGUACUGAAACAUCAAUGUUUCAUGAUGGUACCCUAGGCAUCAGUUUUGGACGAUAGUCUGCCAGGCGGUUAGGGGUAGUCCAAUUCAUCGAAAU
Molecule: messenger RNA, 1356 nt
Organism: Aspergillus steynii IBT 23096
Lineage: Eukaryota; Fungi; Ascomycota; Eurotiomycetes; Eurotiales; Aspergillaceae
Product: zinc-dependent alcohol dehydrogenase
Exons: 4
Coding region: 175-1269 (364 amino acids)
Molecular function (GO): zinc ion binding; oxidoreductase activity
Source: RefSeq, a predicted model, not a curated record